AUGUCAAAACGUUUUUUCGAAGGUGCUCAACAUGCCGCUCGUUAUGCUGCAACUCGACCUUCAUAUCCGCCAGUAUUGAUGAAAAAAAUCGUUGAUUUUCUCUCCAUAAAAUACAAAGGUACCUUUGAUUAUGCAGCUGAUGUUGGUUGCGGCAGUGGACAAAUCGGUGAUAAUGACAUACUUUUGUUAGGAUACGAUGUCAGUGAAAAUCAAAUCAGAGAAGCACGUGCAAAGAAUAAAAUAUUGAAUAUUGAAUACAAAGUCAGUUCAAAUAAUGCGAUUCCACAUGAAAAGCAAUCCCUUUGUUUAAUCACUGCAGCACAAGCAGCACAUUGGUUCGAUUUGAAACAAUUCUAUUCAGAAGUACAUCGAACGUUAAAACCUAUGGGUGUUCUAGCUGUGUAUGGUUAUGCAUUACCAGAAGUUGCAAAUAAGCAAUAUUUACAUCUUAAUGACGUUAUUCAGCGAUUCUAUCAAAAAAUGAUCCCAUAUUUUCCACCAGAUCGUGCUCAGAUCGAUAAUCGGUAUGCCGAUAUCAUCCUCCCAUUUGAAGAAAAGAUUCGAGAUGAAAGUGUAAAAAUCGAAUAUGAAUGGAAUCUUGAUCGAUUUGUCGCCUAUGUUUCAUCGUGGUCAGGAUAUGUGAACUAUAUGCGAAAAUAUCCUGAUCGAGAUGUUCUCAUCGACUUUCGUGAAGAAUUAGCCAAAGCCAUGAAAAGUGGAGGUGAAACAGAAUUAUUAAAAAUCGAAUUUCCCGUAUUUGCUCUACUCGGUCGAAAAACAACGACAUGA
Messenger RNA from Adineta ricciae, 789 nucleotides. The record is from the annotation of a GenBank genome assembly. Lineage: Eukaryota; Metazoa; Rotifera; Eurotatoria; Adinetida; Adinetidae.